GGUGCACGAGUUUAUGGAGUUGGUGCCCUUCAAUUUUACAAUAAUGUUGGUUUUGAAGAAAUAUCUGAUAAGCCGAAGGAAGAAAAUGUUGUCGCAACUCCAAGUGCAAGAGAAUCACGUCUACUUGAAGCCAGGCGAUUGCUGAAGGAGAAGGAUGGGGCCGAUUAUAAGCUUGUAAUAAUUGGCGAUAAAGCAAAAGCAUCGAUGCAACAGUACUAUUCUAAGCAAGGUUUCAUCAUAUACAACAAAUUCAAAUCGGUGGUUUCAUACAAAACAUCUCUACUGCCAAUGUUUACGCUGGACACAAUCGUGGGUUUCAUCAUAUACAACAAAUUCAAAUCGGUGGUUUCAUACAAGACAUCUCUACUGCCAAUGUUUACGCUGGACACAAUCGUGGUUUGUUUUUGCUCUUGAAA
This is a messenger RNA of Gongylonema pulchrum, 416 nucleotides long. The record is from the annotation of a GenBank genome assembly. Lineage: Eukaryota; Metazoa; Nematoda; Chromadorea; Rhabditida; Gongylonematidae.